AUGACAAACCAGCGUGAACGUGCCCAAUCCGGACUAGGCGAAGUCGCCGAACGACGUUGGCUGAUGUUUUGCACCGAGACUUGGGGUAUGUUGAACAACGUUUUGCUCGCCCCGGCUAGAGAUAUCUGCCUUAAUGCAAAGAAGCUUUGCUAG
Molecule: messenger RNA, 153 nt
Organism: Colletotrichum lupini
Lineage: Eukaryota; Fungi; Ascomycota; Sordariomycetes; Glomerellales; Glomerellaceae
Exons: 2
Coding region: 1-153 (50 amino acids)
Source: RefSeq, a predicted model, not a curated record